Molecule: messenger RNA, 1757 nt
Organism: Danio rerio (zebrafish)
Lineage: Eukaryota; Metazoa; Chordata; Actinopteri; Cypriniformes; Danionidae
Source: RefSeq, a predicted model, not a curated record
UCUAUCUAUCUAUCUAUCUAUCUAUCUAUCUAUCUAUCUAUCUAUCCCCAAAUCUCACUGUACUGUACAGUAGCAGGCGAUCCUCGACUGAGUUGUAACAGGGGGAACAACUGUUUGGUUUUGGCCCUCUGACGUCACGUCCAUUCCCACAAUGCCAUAGUAACACGACUGCGCACUCGCGCUCGUGGACGCGCACCAGCAGACAGCCCAUCACACACACACACAGAGAGAGAGAGAGAGUGAGAGAGAGCGAACAUGGCGGGCGCCUCCGACCCUCUGGAAGACAUGCUCUUCUCCGAGGUGGACGAGAAAGCCGUGAGCGAUCUGGUGGGCUCUCUGGAGUCUCAGCUUGGGGGCCAGACCGACCCGUCCGCCGGGCAGCCCGAAAACACUCGCGGCAAGCAGCAGCAGGCAGGAGCAAGAGCGCAGCUGCCCGCUCAUGACUCUCCAUCACAACCACAACAACAAGCACAGCAGCAGCAGCAGAACGCGCGCAAAGCAACGCGCAACCCGGAUCCAGACCCGAAAGAUGUCAGCCCGGAAAAACACGCGAAAGCUCCGGAGAAGGAGAGCGCGCUCAAAUCACAUGGCAGCAUCAUUAUCAUCACCGCGGCUGCAGCAUCCGACGCUCCUGCGCCGGGCAACAAAGGUGCGGACACCCGCAAGAAACACCCGACGCGCUCCCUGCGCUCAGCGGCAUCACACAGUCUCAAUGGCAACGGCGCGGCAGCAUCAGCAUCCGUCUCCAGCACCACCUUCACUGUGUCCAGCAACCCGCAGGCGAUCGCGCUGGACCGCGGGACGCCCACCAUCGCCCUGCACCGACUCCCGCGUCACAUCAUCGCCAGCAUCGCGCAGAAGGGCAACGGCACGUCCGUGUCCGCGCUGGUCCAGCAGGGCGCGCGGGUCAACCACAGCAAAGCGCCCGCGGAGGCCAACGCGAAGCCCGCGCUGAGCUGCUCUCCGCCUCCGCCUGUCAAACCCGCGGUGGCUCCGGUCAUCAGACCCGCGCAGACGCAGACGCAGAGGCUCGUGGCGCCGCAGCUGAUUGUCAGACCUCCGCCGCCACAGCAGCAGCCGCAGCAGCAGACCACCAUCCAGCUGCCACCCGGGUUCACCAUCCCACCAGGAAUGGUUCUGGUGCGCACAGAGAUGGGUCAGCUGGUGAUGGUUCCUCAGCAGGCUCUGGCUCAAGCUCAGGCUCAGAACAGCAUCUCACCGCGGCCCUCCACACCCACGAGCGUGGCCACAUUCAGAGUCACGACCCCACAGUCUCCUGUUAGCGCUCCGGCUAUUCGUCCUGCUCCUGCGGCUCAAACGAAACUAGUCCAGUCCAGCUCCCCGAGCCCCGCAGCCCAGACCAGCACCACACCCGGACCCACUAAGGCCCCCGUGGCAGCCGCCGUGGCAGUGACAGCAGCUCCCCAGCAGCUUCAGCCGGCCCUCGGCCCCCAGGGGCCCCUCACUCAGAUGCCACUGGCCCCGCAGAGUGCAGCCGCCGCAGCCCCCGGAGCUCCGGUCGUCUCCCAGGUCCAACUUUCUCUCUUUAUCUAUUCUUUUUCUCGGCUUCGCUGAGUGACUGCUGGAGCCUAGAGCGUCUCUGGUGCACAUACACACAUAUGCACACACACACACACACACACACAUAUAUGCACAUGCAUAUGUAGAUAUACAUACACCCAGCUGCUAGCAAACACCAGACUAACACAUCUGGGUGUUUUUGCAGAGACACACACACAUACAUACACAGAUGCAUA